GACAGGUCAUGCCUUAAUUGCCCAUAUACAAUAUCUCAUAUAAAUUGUCGAAUUUCUGUGAAAGAGUCAUUGAGUAAAGGUCGACGAUCACCAUUCCUUCAUACCGAGAAAAYCAACGCCAAAAAGAUUUAAGUUUCCAUAAUCUUGGGCUAUGGUUUUGUUCGUAAAAUAUAUUUGGGUUCUUUUAGUUCUUUCUGUGUUAAUACAAGAAAGUUUUGGCUKKUGGUGGAGACGAAGACGACGACGAUGUAGUGCAAGAAAUUGCCAAGUUAGCUCCUGGUCAAACUGGUCUUCUUGYUCGCKCCGUUGUGGGGUUCAAGGAACUCAGACCAGAUCAAGACRAAAGACUGUAGGCCAAACAUGUGGCGGUACUUGCCCGUAUGCMCUAAKUGAGACAAGGUAUUGUACAAGUGGUMSCUGUCAUAAUGGAGGAACCAUAAAGGGGCAUUAUUGCUAUUGCCAUACUGGUUAUAAAGGAUGGUGCUGUGAAUAUGACGUGAACGAGUGCACGACAUCACGACCRUGCCAACACACGUGUAUCAAUACCUAUGGUAGCUACACAUGCCGGUGCAAUUCGUGUUAUACUAAACUAGGGAAAUAUUGCGAGCUAAGGCAGUGCCGUAUUGGUGGAAGAUGCUACCGUUAUGGUAAAGUUAACCCUUAUAACCAGUGCCAGGUAGGCUGGACACGCUGACAAUGUCAGUUGCUAAAUAAUUACAACUGAAAACAAAUCCGAAAUAAGAAUCUAUUAAGGAAAAUAUUGUCAAUCGUGAGAACAUGUACUCAUAUCAUAUCAUAUUAUAUAUAUCCAUAUUUUUCCUAAUUUUAAUACUACUAUAUCAUUUAUGAAGAAAACAGACAAUCGUCACAAAGCGAAACUAUACAACUUUGGCACGAUAUACUGACAGGAAAAAAUGUUUGCAAAAUAGGAUAGGGUAAAUUAAAUCCUUGUUUUUUCGAUAAUCCAAUGAAAUUGCAAGAGGGUGUUAGUGUUUUUCUAGGAUUCAUUUCUGAGACUAUAAAAUAUCCAAAUUGUUUGAUAAAAGUCUAUUUUUCAGUUUUUAAGCUCAAAGUAGGAUUAACCAAACAUAUUUMCAACCCUUCCCAUGGCUAAGUUGUAAGUCUAACGAAGGUUGUUGUAGAUACAAGAUAGUUAGACAUGCUUUUCAACUCGAAGAUUGCGAAGCAAUAAAAUUACUCAGCCAGUCACUCACCCACUUUCCUGUAAACUUGAGCCCGCGUUACUUGUGUUCAGAACUAAUAUAAAAAUUAGGUAAAACCUAWUAGCGRAGCUCCCAAAUAGAGAUAUGCAAUGCAUGUUGGAUAAAAAUGGGAUSCAAGGCACAUUGGUCAGACUACAUGUGRUUUGUUAAGACUAAUUUAUUUUGGCAAACGAAAAACUUUCAUGUCACUACAUUAAAUUAAACUCUUUCUUCUUCA
Exaiptasia diaphana is the source of this 1440-nucleotide messenger RNA. Its product is annotated as neurogenic locus notch homolog protein 1. The transcript is spliced from 2 exons. Lineage: Eukaryota; Metazoa; Cnidaria; Anthozoa; Actiniaria; Aiptasiidae. Bases 152 to 694 code for a protein of 180 amino acids. The record is from RefSeq and is a predicted model, not a curated record. Gene Ontology annotation, molecular function: calcium ion binding.